This is a messenger RNA of Micropterus dolomieu (smallmouth bass), 1335 nucleotides long. RefSeq names its product tRNA aspartic acid methyltransferase 1 (gene trdmt1). Lineage: Eukaryota; Metazoa; Chordata; Actinopteri; Centrarchiformes; Centrarchidae. The record is from RefSeq and is a predicted model, not a curated record. Bases 62 to 1204 code for a protein of 380 amino acids. Gene Ontology annotation, molecular function: methyltransferase activity. The transcript has 10 exons.
CACACCAGCUGGUGGCGGUGCGGUUUCCAACGUCCUUAACCCACGAAGAAGAAGGACAGGCAUGGAGGCGCUGCGUGUGCUGGAGCUGUACAGCGGAAUAGGAGGGAUGCAUUACGCGCUGAAGGAGAGUGGCAUACCUUUCCAGGUGGUGGCUGCCAUCGACAUAAACACCACAGCCAAUCAAAUCUACAGGCACAACUUCCCUGACACCCCCCUUUGGAACAAGACCAUUGAGGGCAUCGCACUAGAUGACUUCAACAAACUAGCCUUCGACAUGCUUCUGAUGAGCCCUCCUUGCCAGCCUUUCACCAGGUUAGGACUUAAGGGCGACGUUUCUGACCCGAGAACCAAGAGCUUCCUCUACAUACUUGAUCUUCUGCCAAGGCUGAACAGGCUGCCCCGCUUCAUCCUGCUGGAGAAUGUGAAAGGCUUUGAGAGUUCUUCCACCAGGGAACGUUUGGUGAAAACACUAAUGGAAUGUGGAUACACUUUCCAGGAGAUCAUGGUCUCACCCACAAGUGUUGGGAUCCCAAAUUCAAGACUACGUUACUUCCUGAUUGCUAAGAUGUCAACAGAAAACUUCAGUUCCCAGAUUUUAGAUGCCUUCCCACAUCCUACUGAGAGUGAUUCCCCUGAGCAGCCCAUGCUCUCCAGCCCUCCCCCUCCUGCAGGUACCUGCCAGCCAGAAGAGGAAAUGCAGGUGGGUCGUGUCCUAUAUAAAGUAGAGACAUCGCUGGAUGCCCAGACGAAGAUGAGUCAGAACAAGGAUCUUUCUGUGAGGCAAAUCCAAGACUUCCUGGAACCCCAGAUGGGAUUGAAUGUGGAACACUACCUCCUGCCUCCUAAAACACUGCUGCGGUACGCCCUGCUCCUGGACAUUGUUCGGCCCACAUGCAGGAGGUCUGUCUGCUUUACGAAAGGCUAUGGGCGCUAUGUGGAGGGAACUGGCUCAGUACUGCAGUGCUGCGUGGAGACAGAGAUGGAGAGUGUGUUCAGAGGUCUGGAGCAAUGCUCUGAGGAGGAAAAACUCCAGCAGCUGGCCAAACUGAAGCUCCGUUAUUUUACUCCCAGAGAAGUUGCCAACCUCAUGGGUUUCCCUCAGAGCUUCUGUAAGUGGUCUUUCCUGCUUUCUGGUGACAGCAGCAUUUUUAUAAACACUACUUGUAAUUCUCAGGAAGGAAUACAGAAUAAUUUGCCCGUCUGAUGUGCACUUGCUUUAUCUCUGGCAUAAACUUCUUUCCAGGUCAUCUGAAAGCGUUUCUCUUAGUACUCUCCAUUUCUCUCUCCGUCUGUCACUCACUCGAGACACUAGCCACUCUCUCCUUGUUACGUGCA